AUGAAUACCUCAUUUGGAAACGAUUCCUCUCAGAAACAGAUGACCCACGUGACAGCAGAUGGUACUACUACAGGUUUUCUAGAGCAGUCUGACAAGCCUCAGUCCCACAUGAAUACCUCAUUUGGAAACGAUUCCUCUCAGAAACAGAUGACCCACGUGACAGCAGAUGGUACUACUACAGGUUUUCUAGAGCAGUCUGACAAGCCUCAGUCCCACAUGAAUACCUCAUUUGGAAACGAAUUCCUCUCAGAAACAGAAAACAUUGACUCUGAGCAAGAAGAUGGGGAUAAAGAUGGACGUCGUUUUCCGGCUAUUGAUGAACCAGCUGGAAUGGUUGCACUUGCUUCUGCCGGACACACUCCACCACCACCUAAGAAACGAAAACCGUCAGAAAAGAUGUCUUCAGUUGGCAGUACUUUGUCUUCUGGCAAAGGCAAAAACCAGAAGAAAUGUCCUUGGCAGCCAACUGAGCUGCUGCUGGUGAUGAUGCAGCUGCUGCUGGUGAUGAUGCAGCUGCUGCUGGUGACAGUGGAGGUGUUGAGAUCCUUCGAGGUGAUGAAGGUGUUGAGAUCCUUCGAGGUGGUGGAGGUGUUGAGAUCCUUCGAGGUGGUGGAGGUGUUGAGAUCCUUCGAGGUGGUGGAGGUGUUGAGAUCCUUCGAGGUGGUGGUGGUGUUGAGAUCCUUCGAGGUGGUGGAGAGCAGGAAGUGGACUGCUCUGGACACAUGUGGACACAGCAACAUGUGGACACAGCACCAUGUGGGACACAGCUGCCAUUUGGGACACAGCUACCAUAUGGACAUAGCUAUCAUGUGGACACAGCUACCAUUUGGACACAGCUACCUUUUGGGACGUAGCACCAUGUGGGACCUAGCUACCAUGUGGGACGCAGCACCAUGUGGGAUGCAGCACGAUGUAGGACACAGCACCAUGUGGACACAGCUACCAUGUGGACACAGCACCAUAUGGACACAGCUACCAUGUGGACUCGGCUACCAUGCAGGACACAGCUAUCAUGUGGACACAGCUACCAUGUGGACACAGCACCAUAUGGGACACAGCUACUAUGUGGACACAGUACCUUGUGGGACACAGCUACCAUGUGGACACAGCACCAUGUGGGACACAGCUACCAUGUUGGACACAGCUACCAUGUGGACACAGAAGUAUGUGGGACACAGCUACCAUGUGGACAAAGCAACCAUGUGGACACAGCUACCAUAUGGACACAGCACCAUAUGGGACACAGUUACCAUAUGGACACAGCUACCAUGUGGACACAGCACCAUAUGGGACACAGCAACCAUGUGGAAAAAAGCACCAAGUGGGACACAGCACCAUGUGGGACACAGCUACCAUGUGGACACAGUACCUUGUGGGACACAGCACCAUGUGGGACACAGCACCAUGUGGGACACAGCUACCAUGUUGGACACAGCUAUCAUGUGGACACAAAAAGAGAGACAUGUGACUGAGCAUGAGCGUCUCCUCGGCAACCGCAGCAUCAACAAUGAGACGGCGGCGAAGGUUUAUGGCCGGAUCCACAUGGGAUUAAAUGGGAUUAAUGUGGACAUGUUGAGGGCCCUCUGGACUCUCUGGGGCCUCACAGGGACCCUCACAGGGACCCUCUGGACUCUCUUGGGCCUCACAGGGACCCUCACAGGGACCCACUGGGGCCUGACAGGGACCCUCUGGACUCUCUGGGGCCUCACGGGACCCUCACACAGACCCUCUUGGGCCUCACGGGACCCUCACACAGACCCUCUGGGGCCUCACAGGGACCCUCUGGACUCUCUGGGGCCUCACAGGGACCCUCACAGGGACCCUCACACAGACCCUCUGGGGCCUCACAGGGACGCUCUGAGGCCUCACUUUGAGCUGAUUGGAGUGUAG
Knipowitschia caucasica is the source of this 1890-nucleotide messenger RNA. Lineage: Eukaryota; Metazoa; Chordata; Actinopteri; Gobiiformes; Gobiidae. The record is from the annotation of a GenBank genome assembly.